AUGUCUGGUCUCAUCAACAAGGUCAAGGACGCUAUCCACUCCGACAAGGACAAGUCCCACGAGCAUCCUACUGGAGACCAUCGUGCGAACCAUGGCACUACAACCACUGGUGGCCUAGGAUCUUCCACCCAUAACACUGGCACAGCUGGUGGCUUGACUGGAGGCUCUACCUACUCUGAGAACAUGCCUGGUCACACUACCGGACGCACUGAGAACCUACCUGGCCAUACCACUGCUGGCGGCCUUGGCUCUCAUUCUUCAGGGCUUCCCGAAGGAACCACGGGACCACACGGAAGCCGCCUUGCCAAUGCGGCUGACCCAAAGGUGGAUAGUGAUCUUGACGGUUCACGACGUGUUGGUGGUUCCAACACUUAUGGACAGACUGCUACUGGAACUUCGGGUCUUUCAAGCCACGGCGCAGGUGCUCAUGGUGGCAUUGGCGGUACAUCUGCUGGUUACAGCACUGGUCCUGGAAACACUGCUGGUCCCCAUUCCAGUGAUAUGGCCAACAAACUUGAUCCAAAGGUGGAUAGUGAUCUUGACGGAUCCCGACGACUUGGCGGUUCUAACACCCACGGCCACCAGGGCGGUCUCGGCGGCAGCACUGGCACUUAUGGCCAGACAACUACUGGCACUUCAGGCUUCUCCAGCCAUGGUGCCGGUGCUCACGGCCCCACUGGCACUCACACCGGCACCCACACCGGCUUGGGCGGAACUGGCUCCACCGGUACAUACGGUUCUACCGCUGGCACCGGCCCUGGUCCUGCUCCAAAAACCGCGGGACCACAUUCUAGCGACAUGGCCAACAAAUUGGACCCACGUGUGGAUAGUGAUCUUGACGGUAGCAAAACAGUUGGCCAGGAGAAGACUUUCCAGCAGUCCAACAACAACUUCGCCGGCCGGGAUCCCACCGAUGCUACUCAGGUUCCUCCUUCUGUCCUGCAGAAGCAUGUUCCCACUGAGAUUGCUCAUAAUGAUCCUCACAGCGACCACAGCCGACGACACAGCAGUACUCACCAGGAGACUCACCGGGGUCUGUAA
This is a messenger RNA of Fusarium proliferatum ET1, 1041 nucleotides long. RefSeq lists its product as uncharacterized. Bases 1 to 1041 code for a protein of 346 amino acids. The record is from RefSeq and is a predicted model, not a curated record. NCBI's taxonomy places the organism in Eukaryota, Fungi, Ascomycota, Sordariomycetes, Hypocreales, Nectriaceae. The transcript is spliced from 2 exons.